Solanum tuberosum (potato) is the source of this 2117-nucleotide messenger RNA. Its product is annotated as rho GTPase-activating protein 3. Gene Ontology annotation, biological process: signal transduction. Gene Ontology annotation, molecular function: GTPase activator activity. The record is from RefSeq and is a predicted model, not a curated record. Lineage: Eukaryota; Viridiplantae; Streptophyta; Magnoliopsida; Solanales; Solanaceae. Bases 257 to 1744 code for a protein of 495 amino acids. The transcript has 5 exons.
UAUAAUAAUGUAUUGUGUCCCCAACCCCUAUCGCUGUCAUUACAACUAUUCCUAUACGCUCACUUUCAUGUCCAUUAUUUUCCCCCCUCCCUCACUCUAUCUUCUUCUCAUUCACAAUCAAUUUCCAUUUGUCAGUUCCAUCAUCAUAAAAUCAUAAAUUUUAUAAUGCAUGUAUAUUAUUCUCUUUCCCAUCUCAUUAUUAUAUAGCCUCGUUAAAUCAACUUGUUUGCAGGAAAUUGGUACGUAAUUCCCAAUUAUGACUCGUCUUUUGCGAUCUAAGUCGUAUACUUUUGGCCGGGUUUCUGCUUCCAACUCUUCAUCAGUUCUAGACUUGUCUCCUCAUUGUUCCUCUCUCUAUGAUUACGAACAAGUAAAUAAAGAAGAAGAAGAAGAAGAAGAAGAAGGGGAAGAGGGAUUUUUAAGUCUGGACCCAAAGCGACGGAGUCGGGUUUCCGGUGAUGAGCGGGGACGUCAGAGCCAUGACAAUAACCAAUCACCAAUUCUGGCGGUUUUGGUGACGGCGCUCCGGAAGUCGUUGGUCACUUGCAGUGUGGAUAGAGAUGAUGUAGCUAACAUGGACAUUGGAUGGCCCACCGAUGUCUGUCACGUUUCUCAUGUUACAUUUGAUCGCUUCAAUGGCUUCCUUGGCUUGCCUAUUGAGCUUGAGCCUGAAGUUCCCUGUAAAGUCCCUAGCGCAAGUGCAAGUGUUUUUGGAGUUUCUGUCCAGUCAAUGCAAUGUUCAUAUGACCAAAGAGGAAACAGUGUGCCAACAAUACUUCUUGAGCUGCAGAGUCGUCUGUAUACUGAAGGAGGCCUACAAGUAGAAGGAAUAUUCCGGAUUAAUGCUGAAAAUAGUCAAGGAGAAACUGUGAGGAACCAGCUGAAUAGUAAAGGCGUAGUUCCAUAUGGAAUUGAUGUUCAUUGUUUGGCAGGAUUGAUUAAGGCCUGGUUUAGGGAGCUGCCUACUGGUGUACUAGAUUCUCUAACCCCAGAGCAGGUGAUGAAUUGCAACACUGAAGAAGAGUGCACCCAACUAGUGAACUUACUUCCUCCAACUGAAGCUGCACUGCUUGACUGGGCAAUCAAUUUAAUGGCAGACAUUGUGCAUAAUGAGCGUUAUAACAAGAUGAAUGCAAGGAAUAUUGCCAUGGUGUUUGCUCCUAACAUGACUCAGAUGGUUGAUCCUUUGACUGCACUAAUUCAUGCAGUCCAAGUAAUGAACCUCCUUAAGACGCUUGUUAUAAAGACCCUUCAUGAAAGAGAAGAAUCACAUGUGACAUGCCAAAUGCAGUCACCACGUGCUAACAUUUCCAGUUGCAUGGUAGAUUAUCUCUCAACACAAUCAAAUGGAGUACUUACUAAAGAGCCAGCUCUGGAUGGCUACUCUCACAAAAAACAAACUGCUGGUGAACUCUCAAGAAGUGCCACUUUAGACAGUACAGAAUGCGAGUCAGGGGAGCAAUUCUGGAACUGUAGGAGUACUACAAGUGAUGCUGGAGAGGAAUGUGAUUCCGUUGUGAAGACCUCUCCAGACGUUACUCACAAAAGACAAACACUAGAGAGUAGGUUUAGAGAGGGAUUUGACACUGGGGAGGCUGAGAACACAGUGUUUAGACUUAGUUUAAGGAAGGGAAUGCAAAAGCUAUGCAGGCAUCCUGUAUUUCAACUGAGUAAGCCAGUAAAGAAGAGCAGACUUAUCGGGAUUGUAAAUAGUAGGAGAGGAGGCAGAGAAGCAUUGGCAUGAAACGGGUAACCUCAGGAUGGGAUCUUUGUUAUCACUUUGUCCUUAAUAUUUGCUGCAGUUUGUACUAAUAUUGGUAUCACUACUGUUUGUCCAGAAUUUAGUGAGAGAAGCAUAUUAUUCAUAGAGUGUUCCAGGUACUAACAUGUAGUUUGAUGAACAUAUUGAUAGAGGUGUGCCUCAAAAGUAUAAUUUGUUGCUUCAUUUGCCAGCCUACUGUAGCGCCUUAACAGCAGCACUGGAGUAGUGCAAAAGAAGGAGAAGUAUGUAUAAUUGGUGGUGUUAGACUUAAACUUUAGAAAUGUGAGCAGAAAGCAGUAUUGUUUCCAUUGAAAAACUCAUAGUAUUUGGUGGAUAUAUAUAUACCUCUGUGAUU